Molecule: messenger RNA, 7212 nt
Organism: Onychomys torridus (southern grasshopper mouse)
Lineage: Eukaryota; Metazoa; Chordata; Mammalia; Rodentia; Cricetidae
Gene: Pdpk1
Product: 3-phosphoinositide dependent protein kinase 1
Exons: 14
Coding region: 129-1808 (559 amino acids)
Biological process (GO): intracellular signal transduction; peptidyl-serine phosphorylation
Molecular function (GO): ATP binding; protein serine/threonine kinase activity
Source: RefSeq, a predicted model, not a curated record
GGCAGGCAGCGGGGCGGGCGCAGGAUGAGGGCGGCCAUUGCUGGGGCUCCGCCGCGGGGAGGAGGACGCUGAGGAGGCGCCGAGCAGCGCAACGCUGCGGGGGAGGCGCCCGCGCCGACGCGGGGCUCAUGGCCAGGACCACCAGCCAGCUGUAUGAUGCUGUUCCCAUUCAGUCCAGUGUGGUGCUAUGUUCCUGCCCGUCCCCAUCAAUGGUGAGGACCCAGACUGAGUCCAGCUCGUCCCCUGGCAUUCCUAGUGGGGUUAGCAGGCAGGGACCCACCAUGGAUGGCACCACAGCAGAAGCCCGACCAAGUACCAACCCCUUGCAGCAGCACCCUGCCCAGCUGCCGCCACAGCCUCGCAAGAAACGGCCAGAAGACUUCAAGUUUGGGAAAAUUCUUGGCGAGGGCUCUUUUUCAACAGUUGUUCUGGCCCGAGAACUAGCCACUUCCAGAGAAUAUGCUAUUAAAAUUCUGGAGAAACGUCAUAUUAUAAAAGAGAACAAAGUUCCGUACGUAACUAGAGAGAGAGAUGUGAUGUCACGCCUGGAUCACCCAUUCUUUGUGAAACUUUACUUUACAUUUCAGGACGACGAAAAGUUGUAUUUUGGCCUUAGUUAUGCCAAAAAUGGAGAGCUACUUAAGUACAUCCGCAAAAUUGGUUCAUUUGAUGAGACCUGUACCCGGUUUUACACGGCUGAGAUUGUGUCUGCUUUAGAGUACUUGCAUGGCAAGGGCAUCAUUCACAGAGACCUUAAACCAGAAAACAUUUUGUUAAAUGAAGACAUGCACAUCCAGAUCACAGAUUUUGGAACAGCAAAAGUGUUAUCCCCAGAGAGUAAACAAGCCAGGGCCAACUCAUUUGUAGGAACAGCACAGUAUGUUUCUCCAGAGCUGCUCACAGAGAAGUCGGCGUGUAAGAGUUCAGACCUUUGGGCUCUUGGAUGUAUAAUCUAUCAGCUUGUGGCAGGACUCCCACCAUUCAGAGCCGGAAAUGAAUAUCUUAUAUUUCAAAAGAUUAUUAAGUUGGAAUAUGAUUUCCCAGAGAAAUUCUUUCCUAAGGCAAGAGAUCUUGUGGAAAAACUCUUGGUUUUAGAUGCCACAAAGCGUUUAGGCUGUGAAGAGAUGGAAGGGUACGAGCCUCUCAAAGCGCAUCCAUUCUUUGAGUCCAUCACAUGGGAGAACCUGCACCAGCAGACACCUCCGAAGCUUACAGCUUACUUGCCAGCCAUGUCAGAGGAUGAUGAAGACUGCUAUGGCAACUAUGACAAUCUCCUGAGUCAGUUUGGCUGCAUGCAGGUGUCCUCCUCCUCCUCUUCCCACUCCCUGUCUGCGGUGGAUACCAGCCUGCCCCAGAGGUCGGGCAGCAACAUAGAGCAGUACAUCCAUGACUUGGACACUAACUCUUUUGAACUAGACUUACAGUUUUCAGAAGAUGAAAAAAGGUUGUUAUUGGAGAAGCAAGCCAGUGGAAACCCUUGGCACCAGUUUGUAGAAAAUAAUCUAAUAUUAAAAAUGGGCCCAGUGGAUAAGCGAAAGGGUUUGUUUGCAAGACGACGGCAGUUGCUGCUCACGGAAGGGCCACAUUUAUAUUACGUUGAUCCUGUCAACAAAGUCUUGAAAGGUGAAAUUCCAUGGUCACAAGAACUCCGACCAGAGGCCAAGAAUUUUAAAACUUUCUUUGUCCACACGCCUAACAGGACGUAUUACCUGAUGGAUCCAAGCGGGAAUGCUCACAAGUGGUGCAGAAAGAUCCAGGAAGUUUGGCGGCAGCGGUACCAGAGCCAUCCAGAUGCUGCUGUGCAGUGACGUGGCCUGCGGCCGGGCUGCCUAUCGCUGCCAGGACACCUGCCCCAGCGCGGCUCGGCCGCCACCCAGGACGCUUCCAGACCACCUGCCAGCCAUCUCAAGGAGAACAUGGAUGGCGGAAACCUUGCAGCUUUUUUAUUUAAAAGAAAAGAAAAAAAAGAACCCAGCCACACAAAGAACAAAACAAAUAACCAACAAACAGGAAUCCAGGGUCGCUUUGCUUGCUCUCUGUGCUUUGUGGUGGCUUCCAUGUGCUGCUGUGGCCAUGGAGACCCAGUUCCUUGCACGGUAGCCCAGCUUCUGCCCAGACAAGUGGCCAGAUUUGGCAUCACCAGCCCCUCCUAGCAUCCACAGGAACUGCAUGCCUACUUCUACUCUUCCCCUCCUGAUAAACACAGCUCCUGCUGUGACUGAGGGACUGGGUGUGUCUGGCUCUUCUUCACCAGGGAGCCCAUUCACUCCUCCACUGGGGUGGUCACCAGUUUACUGUAGGUACAGGGCUCUUAGCUUGUGUGUGUACUCCCUUCCUUGAGUCCCUUCUAUGGCCCUAGAGAUGUGGUCAGGUGUGUUUCUGGUGGCAGGAUUUCUGUGGUUCCUGCCUUAACAGCAGGCAGGUUGUAUGAUGAGAAGUGUGCAGGCUGCUGUAGUCACAGGCUGCCCUCAUUGGGCUCUGCUCCAGCAUUCCACUUGUAGCAGUUCAUGCAGGGAACUAGACACCCAGCCAAGCAUGUGUCCAGGAGGGGGCUGUCAUGGCAGCACCUAGGUAACCCCAACUAGACCACUACCGAUACAGAACCUGUCCUGAGCCUAGGCAAGGCUGGAAGUACCAUGAAGAGUCCAGCCUGGGCCACAGCUCCCAUGUGGAGGACUGGGAUAGCAGGCCUUCCUGGGAAGUUUCUGCUGCGUAGGUUUAAAUGUGUAGGCCACAUGUUCUAUGAGGCAGGGACUGAGGAAAAUCCCAGAGUGUGUGCCAGUCUCCUGCCCAGCCUCACACGCACCUGUUGGUGCUGUGGGUAAACACUUCUCAGCUCACUCAGUUUUUACAUCCUUUAAAAAUCUGAAAGCCUUCUCAUGUUGCCUGGUCACCUGAUACCAUAGUGCAUGGACCUUGCCUGGAAAGAAUGUUACCAAUGCUCACAGGAACAGCCAGCCCACUUAAACCUGAGCCUGCCUGUUCUGGCAUUCUUUGCCAGUAUUGGGACACUUCUCUGAUGCUAAGGUGACAAUGCUUUGUUCUGUAAUACAGAUGGUCUGGGAUAUUUCAGUGCUCUUGCUGAAUGCUUCUGAGGGACUUGGUUGUACCUCUCUCUAACUAGGAUGUCCCUGAAGGGUGGCACUUGGUCCUAGUGGGGAAAAGUAGGCUCCUGCCUUCAUAGACUUCUCACAGCAACACCUCUGACUCCCAUGUCCUGAAGGCAGCAACAGUUUUGCCAUUUCUUUUGACUUUCAUAAAUGUGCUCUAAAAAUGCCCACACAGAAAUUACCCCAGUUCUGUCCACAGUGACCACCUGUGGGCCAGGCCACCCAAACUAAGAGAAGAAAGAUUCUGUUCUCAAACUUUUAACAAUAAGAGUGGUUCUUUUAAACUGAGGUCGAGUAUAGAUAAAAAGUUCACCAUCAUGCCUUGGUAGGAAUGCUUGAUGGAAGCAUAGGUUUUCUUCAGACUUUACUAGAUUGUGUGGUAAGAGCUUCAAGUGACCAAGGAGCAGGUGUCAGGACCUCACCUGCCCCUAGGACCCAGGGAACAGAUAGCCCAGCACAGUGCCAGCCGUGAGUGAAAGUGGGCACUCUUUCUCCUGGUUUUUGAAGAACCCGUGUUAGCUACACUUGGCUGUCUCCUCCUUAGAGUCCUGUUCUUGCUCAUGCCUUGUGGCUCUUUAGUCCUCAGAGUGUCCUGUACCCUGUGUUUGCAUGUAUAAGAGUGGCUUCCUGGCUGUUGCAUGCAUGCAGACGCAGGGAAUGCAUCUCUGAGGGCACUUAACUACAGGGGACCAUGUGGGGCUGAGGCGUGGCUUGAAUUAGAACACCUAGCUGGCUUAUGGGAGAGUCAUCUGUUGCUUACUCCCCUGGAGAGCAACACUACCUCCUGGGCCUUACCAAGCGCCAUCCUAACCUCCAAAAUCAGGGUUUAGCUGAGCUGGUAGUGGGUGGUCAUGAUGACUGCCCUAUGCUCCAAUAGCUGAGCUCUUCCCAGGUCACCUUUGUCCUUACUGCCCCCUUUUCCUUGAUUUUUUUUUUCCUUAGAGAACCAUGCAUAUUCCUUUCUUACCCUGACUUAGAUCACUUUCAGUUUUUUUCCAGUCAUCCUUAGAGCCGUCAACCAGUGUGCAGGUGCCUUACAUUGUAGGACAGGAUGUGGGUGUCAGUUUGUACAAGUGUGUGCGUGUGUGUGUAAAAAACAGUAAAUGGGGAUCUAGCUAAGGAGAGAAAGAAAUGCCCCAUUUAGCUCCAGAAGUCAUGUGACCUAAGAAUGGCAAGGAUGAACAGAAAGUUGAAGACUGUCCUCUGGCUUCUCUCCUACCUAGGUGUAGUGGACCGUACCCCACGGCCCACUAGCCCUGUCUUUUCUUGGUGUCACAGAUGAAGCUGAACUUGAAUGGGUCACUUCACCUGUUUUUCUGCGCUCUGGCUGGGCAGUGGGCAUCCCAUGUAGCUGAGUCUUGGCACUCUAGGGAGUGGCAUCAUGACUUAGCUAUCAUUUUGAGCUCUAACCUGGUAGAUACAGUAAAAACCACUUUGAGAAAGAUGGCUUGUAUCAGACUGGUGGAAACUUCACCUGCUGCAGCCCUCUUCGGGCCACCCUAGUGUUUAUCAUCCAUGUUUGAAGUAACCUUGCAGUUAGUCAAGUGUGGCACAGACUCCCAGUGCCAGCAAUCCCAGGGGGCCAUAGGUGAUUGUGUGCUCUCUUAAAAGUAAUAUCUGUUUUCUGAAAGUAAAAGAAAGAAGAAAGGCGAUCAUUCAGAGACCACUGUGAGCAUUUUGAUGUAGAUCCUGUUCUUCCCACCCCAACUUUUUGUUGUCCCAAUACUGGGAAUUGAAUCAGGGCACUCAGAAGUGCUAAGCAAGUGCUCUACCACUGAGCUACAUCCUUAGCCCUUGUUUGCUUUUUAAACCAAACUGGGAACAUAUGACAUAACAUCAUUUUGCAUCCAGCCUUUUCACUUGAUGUUUUUUUCCUUAAACAUUUCUCCAUACCAUGAGCAGUUCUUCAAAAGCAUGUUUUCAUUAAUUGUGGACUCAAAUGGUUAUAAAUUUAUAAGUUAUCCAACUCUUUCCCUGUUGUAAAACAUUCAGAUGCUUUGGGGUUUUUUGUUUGUUUGUUUUUUUGCUAUUUAAAUAAUGCUGUGGUGAAUAUACUUUUAAGUCUUUGAUUUUUCUGAUUUUUUUCUCUCCCUCAUAUGCCUGAAAGUGGUAUUUUUGGUCAAAGAAUUUGUUCAUUUCACAGCUGUUCCUCCUCCUCAGUCUGAUGCUCUGAGUUCCAGUAACAAACCCUCCUUCUUCAUAUUCUACAGAUUUUGAACACAUCAGUUCCUGCUAAGCUGUGUAUUCCCAAGAAAGUUUGACUAUGACUGCUCUUUUUUUUUAAAUGCUAAAAUGUCAUUACUGCAGAUCCAUUCGUGACAGAUUUUUCCAAUUCCAGUUUCUUCAUUUUCAUUGCAAGAAUCUGGUCAUGCAUGUUACUUUUCUUCCAUCCUUGCUGCUAUGGCUUCCAAGUGCUGGGUGAUGUUUUCAGAAUCUUGUACUUUGUGUCCACAAUGGUACUGAAUCUGCUUCUGCACAGUCAGCAGAGAUAAAGUGUUGAACUGACCUUGCCACAUGCUUAAUGGGUAAUUCAUAAUUAAGUUUAUAGACUCAGAAAGUGCAUUUGGGCCAUUUUGGGAUCAGUAGCAAAGCAGAGUAGCAAAGCUCUAAUUGAAAAAGAAACCAUGUAGAUGAUUGGGUUUUAUAAAAGUACAAUUGUGAUUGUCUUUGCCCCAUCCUUCCUGAGGUUAGCAGUUCAGGACAGCACAGUGGCCAGACCUUUUCAUUGCAGAGGAUGGGUAUCCCAGCUAUGCUCAUGUAAACCUUCCUAUGUGCUGCAGAUAAUUAUGGUCUUUGCAUACAGCCCACUCACCCAAAUUGAAUUGUAUCUUCAACUGUGUUGGUUAGGGCCUGUUGGUUCUACUUGGAAACAUGCAGCAGAGAUUUUCUGGGCACCAUAUUCAGUGUUACUCAACACUAUCAGAGCCUAGGGCUUGAGAUGUGCAGAAAUCCGCUCCCUGCUUUCUGAUGCCUCAAGGCUUCUCCCUACUGCUCCAUAGACCCAGGAUGCUCAUUGCUGAGACUUGGGAGACUGUAGCAACUGAGUCUGGUGAAGAUACCAUAUUCCAAGAGAUGCUGCCAUCCACCUUUUCCAUUUUGUUUUAUUGCAAAACCCAAUGUAAACUGACUCCAGUGGGUGUAGCGCCUCUUAGGUAGAAUGUAUGACAAAGGCCCUGGCAGAUUAGACGGGGCUGGGACCACUCUUAGAACCCCUGAAGAUAACUGGCUUCUGGCCUAAUACUUAAGGGUUAGAAUCACAAUGUUUGUGGGGAAGUGGCCUAGGAAGGAAGCUGUUUCUGUCAAAGUACCUUUGCAGUGAUGAGCAAAUGAAUUGACCAAUGUGAAUACCUGAAAAUUCACUGUAAUUCUCUACUUCUGUAUGAAGAAUUCAAACUGUACAGGUUUUUACAAAAGGCAAAUUUUCCCUUCCUCAUGUAGUCCACCCUAGUUUAAUCUGGGUUAAUGGCUACAAGUGAGUCCUUGUGCAGGUGAAAGCCUCCAUAACCAUAGUUUGAUUGGACAUUGGCAAAUUCAACUGUUAACGGUAUUUAGAGCUGCUGCAGCUGUUCCAUAGUCACAUACAGUAGGAUGAAUCAGUAGUCUAUUGCUGUCGUUCAGGUUGGUGGCAGUCAGUUAGAACAUGUGUAAUAUUCUCUACCUGGUCUGUAGCUGUAACUGUGAUGUACAGGCAAAGCAAAAAUUAAAAAUACUUAUGAAAACAGAUAAUGCAAUGAUACUAGGAUAUACACUUUUGUAUUUUUAUUCUUAUAUAAGGUUAUUUGCUGGCUAUUGUCGGCCUCUAGUUCAGUCUGUUAUUUAAAUUCUAAUAUAUGAAUUAUUUGGAUUGAAUUCAUGUUUGGGGCCACGUUGUUGUAUGUAUUGAUGUACAGCCUUGAAUGUGAAUAAUUAUUGUAAACUAUAUUUUACAACUUUUUUCCUGGCUUUAUUAUAUAAAUUUUCUAUUUGGUCAUGGUUUAAUCAUAUAAUUUAAUGAAACAAUUUUUUCUCUUUUUUUCAAAUAUCUGUGCUUUAGAUGUAAUUACCAGAUGAUGGAUUUCCCUCCUAUGCUCGGUAGUCUUGUAAUAAAAGCAUGUAGAGUGUA